This is a messenger RNA of Effrenium voratum, 1798 nucleotides long. NCBI's taxonomy places the organism in Eukaryota, Dinophyceae, Suessiales, Symbiodiniaceae. The record is from the annotation of a GenBank genome assembly.
CUUUUGAUUGAUUGUCGCUUUGUUCGCCAUGGACGGCGAUCUUGACCUGAAGCCAAAGGUCCCGCUGCCCGCCGCGUUUGUGCGACAGGAGGAGGCUUUGCGGAGAUGUCGGGAGAUGCUCUCUCGCUUGCCUCCUAUGGAAGGCUCGGUGAAGUACGAGCGAGCAUGGGGUAUUGAAGAGUCUUUGGAACAGUUUCAAUGCCUCAUGAAGCAGCACGAGCUGCAGUCCUCCGUGGGCCAAAGCCACGUCUCCGUGAGGCAACUGCAGGCGAAGGUGUGUGCACUCCAGGCAGCCGACGUGGCCAAGGCGGCUCGGGAGGCUUUGGGUGCGGCGCAGCCCGACCUGGCAGCAGUGAUGCUGGAGGCCAAGUCUGCAGCCCGGCAGCUGAGCCUGGCGCUGCGGAUGCAGAAGAUCAAGGAGCGGCACUCCGCAGAGCGAUUGAAGAUGAUGGAAGAGGAGAUCAAGAAAAGCAAUGCGGAGAUGACCAGUUUGCGCGAAGGCAUCGAAGACGUCUCUAGUGGUGGGGGCCCUCCUCUGGCUGGUCCCAUCGGCGCUGGCAAGGCAGAGGUCGGCGCCAAUCGGAAGUGGUUCUACUGCUCCGAUUGCCAUGUGGGUGGUCACGGACAGCGCUUUUGCAGAUAUCUCCUCAAAAGACCGAACUGGAGAAUCUACCCCAGUGAGAGAUGGUUUGAAGAUCGCAAUGGUCAAGUGAGCCAUUGCCCUUUGGGCAAGAAGGCGGUGGAUUUCACUGACGAGACCUAUUUCAGCCGAAUAGCUAUGCACAUCAAAGGGCGGAUUUGGCUGGAGGAUAAGCGGAAACUCUACGAAUUCGUGCCUGACUUGAUGCCGUACACCUACGUGAUCCAAAACAGGCAGUGGGUGGGAGAGGUGCCGGAGAAGGUAGCGCCAGAUGCUCCGCCCUGGCCGUGGUUCUUGAAGGAAACUGACAGGAAUUGGGGCACCAGCGUUGUGUGCUGCGCCAAUCCAGAUGAGUGCCUUCAAAGAUCCAAAGACGAUGCUACAUACGUAGUGCAGAAACACAUUCCGGACCCGUUGCACUACUACAAUGGGGAGAAGUGCCACAUCAAGUUUUACAACCUUCUGGUCGGCCUCGAUGACGGAGUCACGUGGCGACUCUACACAUAUCGGGACGGCUAUCUCAGUAUAUCUCCCAAAGCCUGGUCUCCGACAGAUUUGUCAAAGGAGUGUCAGGUGACCAUUAUCCGCACGAAGCGGAUUAAUGACUGGCCUUACUGGGACAAGGUCUAUCCCAAGUGCCAGGCCGGCGUGGCCACCGUCAUCAAGCGAGCUGCGGAGCAGGGGAAGUUGGAGGGUCGCAACAAGGUGCAGUUUGAGAUCAUCAGCGCAGAUUACAUCGUCACUGCCAGCGAGGAUGUGUAUUUGCUAGAGUUCAACACAGGACCUGUGCUCAAGGAUGCCGAGGACUCCCCAGAUGUCCAUGACGCAGGGAUGGUUGACGGGGCGCUGCACAUCGUGGAGCCCUGGGAGGGCGGCGACCCCAACCUCUGGGACCUGGCGAUCGAAUGCCAGGCGUAUUCCAAGCCGCGUCUCCGGUGAACGCAUUGCGUCCGCUAAAUCUCCCUUUGCAAUUGAUACCAGUUGGCCCAGUUCAAGCAGAGGUCAACUGGUACCGGUUCAGCUGGGCCAGUUCAGCCGGCUCACCUGGUUCAACUGGCUCAGAGGUUCUCUGGUUAAAGUCCAGCUGUUUCAACCGGUUUGAUUGUUUCAAAGUUUCAGGCCCGGCGAUGUGGCAGCACUGGGAAACAAUGAAGGCAC